AUGGAGAAUGUUGUCGACUGCCAAUUAAUGGAAGAAAAAAGCAAUGGAAAAUCUCUGUUUACGUUAAUUUACUUCAGCCACAACGCUCGUGACUUCAAGCACUACGACUUUGAAGCAGAAUCCGACAUGUCUGGUAAGUGCUGCGGUGCCUUUCUGGGUUGAUCCUUUGUGAAGCAUUGUAUAGGUACACCACUGUCCGUGCUGUAUUUACGCCCCUUGAAUGGUUAAUAGAUUAAACACACACAAAGUCAUCUGUCUUUUUUAAAAAGUCUUAGGUGAAUGGUACCAUUCAAAAGUUCUGUCGAAGAGGUUUAAUUUGAAUGGCAAUAUCAUACGAUUUUAUCCACAGGUAAAGGAGUUAGUCCCUCGCUAUAACUUGGUUUAGAUUGCAAAACCCACUCUGGAAUGGUUACUUUCUGUCUUUCAAACCUUUCAUUACGUAAGGCACCGUCUGAUUGGAUAGUUACGAAAGUCUGAUCUUAUGACGAGCCCCGUGACAAGCCGAUUGCGAAAGUUUCGCCAUGCGCCGUGCCUUUUGAUUGGCUAGAAGAAUCGACUUGAUCCCGUGAGAAGAGGGAGGUUUCCUGAGUGGCCAUAAUUUUUUAAAUAAUAAUAAUAAUAAUAACAAUAAUAAUAAUAAUAAUAAUAAUAAUAAUAAUGAUAAUAAUAAUAAUAAUAAUAACAUGUUUAAACAGGAUGACCAUUUCAGUUAUAAAAACUGCUAUCAAUAUGGGUCCUUUAUAAAAAUAAAUGAAUAAAUAGAUAUAAACUUAAUUAUAUACGAAACUGAGAUACAUUACAUAAUUAUAAUCAAUAAAAAAAGGUAGCCUCCUUAUGAACGAAACUAUAUACAAUCAUUAAAAAGGGUAGCCCCCUUAUAAAAAAGGCCCUCGUAGUCAACUCGAGAUUGACUUUAACCCUUUAAGCCCCAGUAUCCACAUACAAAUUCUCCAAACUGAUCUCCAUACAUUUCCUUAAAGAAUUAGUUGAGAGAAUUUGAUAAAAGAUCAAGGCAUUUUUACUUGGGUGAUCAUUUUAUUAAUUCUCAUAACUUAUCUGUUGACAAUGUAUGGAUAUUGUUAGGAGAAAAUUGAUCUUGGUCACUAUUGGGACUUAAAGGGCUAACAAUAGAUAACCUAUCCUUAGACCUAGUGUCAUAGUCAUGAAUAUCAUAAGUUCGCCAUUAAAGGGUUAACACUAUCCUAGCAGCCGAUUUCAGUAGUGUUUGUUGCAGUCAGUGAAAUCUCUGGUCUCGAGUUGUCUGAUGCCUCUGAACAAAACUUUUUUUUAUCAAAUCAUUUAGACUGUUCGCAGUUCCCUAUUUUCCCGUAAGAUCGUCGAGGUCGAGCGCCAUGCGUUGCGGGCAGACAUCAUGUACUGAGGGGACAGACGACGGGGUUUACUGCCCCCCGCCUCUAAGAAGAUUUUACUCCCAUCCCCAGACAGACUCGGAACAUUUGAAACCAAGUUGGCCACCUGUAACGCAAACCCGUUCGAUCUGGACGAUCCUACGGCAAAAGAGGGGACUGGGACUGUUAAACCACUUCAAAUCAUUUUCUGUGUCUAUUUGCUUGUAGGAGAGGUAGUCAAAAAGGUCAAUCACAUUAUCAGAUCCAAAAUAGGCGGAGUAAGGUCCGAAUACCUGGCUACGAAGGAGAAGAAACUCGAAAAAAGAAGGUCCUUUAAGUAUUAA
Porites evermanni is the source of this 1693-nucleotide messenger RNA. NCBI's taxonomy places the organism in Eukaryota, Metazoa, Cnidaria, Anthozoa, Scleractinia, Poritidae. The record is from the annotation of a GenBank genome assembly.